This is a messenger RNA of Striga asiatica, 3083 nucleotides long. Lineage: Eukaryota; Viridiplantae; Streptophyta; Magnoliopsida; Lamiales; Orobanchaceae. The record is from the annotation of a GenBank genome assembly.
AAACGUUCUUUUUCCGGGCGCGAUUACCCACCUCUAUUCACAGGCUAAAACCCUAAACCCCGCACACGUUGCCGUGCAGCUCUCAUGGCGUCGGCGGCGACUCUGAAGAAGAACUACCGGUGUUCUCAGUCCCUGCAACAAUUCUACUCCGGCGGGCCCUUCGCCAUUUCAUCCGACGGCUCAUUCCUUGUCUGUUCAUGCGACGAGACCAUUAAAAUCGUCGAUUCUUCUAACGCCGCAAUCAAAUCAACAAUCGAAGGAGAUUCCGAGCCUGUGACUGCCCUUAUUCUCAGCCCCGACAAUAAUUUGCUCUUCUCUUCCAGCCACAGCCGCCAGAUUAGAGUGUGGGAUUUGUCCUCCCUAAAAUGCAUCCGCUCAUGGAAGGGGCAUGAAGGGCCAGUCAUGGGAAUGGCUUGCCACGCGUCAGGGGGGUUGCUGGCCACAGCAGGGGCCGACAAGAAGGUGCAAGUGUGGGAUGUUGAUGGAGGCUUUUGUACACAUUAUUUCAAGGGGCAUAAAGGGGUGGUUACUAGCAUCAUUUAUCACCCUGAGCCGAAUCGAUUGCUUCUGUUUUCCGGUGGUGAUGAUGCUAUUGUUAAGGUGUGGGAUCUUACCAGCAAAAAGUGUGUUGCAACACUAGAAAAGCAUCAGUCAGCAGUCACUUCCUUAGCAGUAUCUGAAGAUGGAUGGACAUUGCUUAGUGCUGGAAGAGAUAAGGUUGUUAAUAUAUGGAACUUGCAUGAUUACAGCUGCUCAACAACUGUACCCACAUAUGAGGCGCUGGAAGCUGUGUGCACACUUUAUUCGGCAUCCCCAUUUUCAUCAUGCUUGUCAUCAUAUGCCAAGGAAAAAGGGAAGAAGAUCAGCUCAUCUUCUAUUCAAUUUGUAACAGUUGGUGAACGUGGUAUUGUGCGGAUAUGGAAUUCGGAGGGGAUAGCAGUUAUGGCAGUGCUACAAGCUGCCAUGGCAGCCUCUAUCGCGGGAUUUCAGCCCGCCACCAUUUUCUGUCAUUCACCAAAGAUAACACUGAUGCAAGUGCAUAUAGGAUUCGGAUUUAUACGGGCAGUGCUCCUUUUUGAGCAGAAAUCUUCAGAUUUGGCUGCUAGCUCAGAAAAUGAAGAGGUUAAAAGAGGUUUCACGUCUGCAUUGAUGCUUCCAUUAGGGAAAGGACUUUUGUGUGCUACAGCUGACCAGCAGUUUCUUGUUUACGAUCUUGAGAAAAAUGCUGAUGGAGGUCUGAACUUAGGGCUCAGAAAAAGGUUGAUUGGAUACAAUGAACAGAUUAUCGAUAUAAAGUUUUUGGGUGAAGAAGAAAAGUUUAUUGCAGUCGCUACGAGUGUUGAACAGGUACGGGUGUAUGAUCUGGCAUCAAUGUCAUGUUCGUACGUAUUGACUGGCCACACUGAUGUGGUUCUAUGCCUUGACACCUGUGUGCAAAGUCCUGGAAGAACUCUAAUUGUGACAGGAAGCAAGGACAAUACUGUUAGGUUGUGGGAAUCCCACAACCAACGUUGCAUUGGAGUUGGCAUAGGUCACAUGAGUGGUAUUGGUGCUGUUGCUUUCUCACGUAAAAGCAAAAACUUCUUUGUUAGCGGCAGUAGCGAUCGUACGCUGAAGGUGUGGAGCUUAGAUGGAAUUUCUGAUGAUGCUGAAGAAGUUUCCACUUUGAAAGCAAAAGCAGUUGUGGCUGCCCAUGACAAAGACAUUAACUCGUUAGCAAUUGCUCCCAACGAUAGCCUUGUUUGCAGUGGGUCCCAGGAUCGCACAGCAUGCAUAUGGAGGCUCCCAGAUCUUGUCUCUGUUGUUGUUCUUAAAGGACAUAAAAGGGGAAUUUGGUCUGUAGAGUUUUCUCCAGUGGAUCAGUGUGUUAUUACAGCUUCGGGUGAUAAAACAGUUAAAAUUUGGGCCAUCUCUGAUGGGUCCUGUUUAAGAACAUUUGAAGGGCACACAUCAAGUGUCAUUAGAGCUUCGUUUAUUACGCGGGGGACUCAAUUUGUUUCUUGCGGUGCUGAUGGCUUGGUAAAAUUGUGGACCGUAAAAACCAAUGAAUGCGUGGCCACUUAUGAUCAGCAUGAAGACAAGAUAUGGGCGUUGGCUAUUGGGAAGCAGACAGAAAUGCUUGUAACUGGUGGUGAUGACGCCGUUAUUAAUUUGUGGCACGACUCCACAGCUGCAGAUAAAGAGGAAGAAUUUCGUAAAGAAGGGGAAGCUGCUGAGAGAGGGCAAGAACUAGAAAAUGCCGUAAAAGCUGUGGACUACCCAAGGGCUAUUCAACUAGCAUUCGAACUUCGCAGGCCCCACAAACUGUUUGAAAUAUUUAGUGAACUCUGCAGAAAGACAGAUGCUGAUGUCCAGAUGGAAAAGGCUCUUUCUCCUGUUACCAAGGAAGAGCUUCAUGUGCUUUUGGAAUACAUAAGAGAAUGGAAUUCAAAGCCCAAAUUUUGCCAUAUUGCACAAUUUGUGCUGCAUCGUGUAUUUAGCAUCUUCCCUCCUACUGAGAUCAUCGAGAUGAAGGGAAUUGGAGAACUGCUUGAAGGGCUCAUCCCAUAUUCAAGGAGACACUAUACAAGAAUAGACAGGUUAGAAAGAAGUACAUUCCUUUUGGACUAUACCCUGACUGGAAUGUCUGUGAUUGAGCCCGAAACAAGCGAGACAAAAUCGAGAGAUGAUACUUUGGGGCAGCCCAAGGUAGAAGAAGAAGAAGAGAAACACCUAAUAAAAGUAGGUGAAAUGGAGGGUGAGGAUUUGCCCAGCACAAAAGAUACGUCAAGCAAAAAGCGAAAAUCUCAUAAAUCACAUGACAGAAAACAGAAAAAAUCCAAGGUGGCUUAUGUGAGUGCUGCAGCCGUAGCAUCAGAGGCCUAAUUACAGGUAAUGUUUGUCUGUAUUUAUUAGAAAUUAUACUUUUGUUUGAAGUUGAGGUUAUAUGUUCACAAUUUUUGAGGGCUCGGCAGUUUAAUGGUGUUGUAAGGUUGAGGGAUUAUGCUCUUGAAAUUUAGCAUUUUUGAGUAAAAUUUUAACUAUUGAUGAACUUUUGUGAAAUCAAAUUUAUUUUUGUUGUUAACGUAAUAUAUAUUGCAAGG